AAGCCCGGAGUGAAUCUUUUUUGCGCUGCCCUCCUCUCUCAGUCACGUGCACUCUCACUCUCCCCCUAUUUCACACCAUCUCACCUCUUGCCUUCCCUCUCUGAAUCAUUCUGCUCUCUCUUUCUAUCUCCCUAAGUCUUUCUGGAGGAAUUUCUAGCUUAGAGUGCCUGUCAAGCAGUAAGAAGAAGCUCUCAAGAAGACAGAAGACAGACAAGGUGGAGAGACUGAGCAGAGUAGUGGCGUCAGUAUGCCGUGUGUGAGCUUCCUGUUGGUGGGGACUUGCUUGCUGGUCCUCGGCCCGGCUGUUUGGGGCGCCCCCAGCCAGUGCCCGGCUCAGUGUCACUGCCAUGGGGACCUGCAGCAUGUCAUCUGUGACAACGUGGGGCUGAAGAAGAUCCCGCAGGUGUCCGAGGCCACCCGUCUGCUCAACCUGCAAAGGAACAACCUGGGCAGCCUGCCCACCGGCUCCUUCGCCAGCAGCAAAGGUCUCAUCUCGUUGCACAUGCAGCACUGCCAGCUCAAGGAGAUUGGUGGCCAGGCCUUCAAGGGACUCAAGAAGCUAAUCUACCUCUACCUGUCCAACAACGAGAUCACCAGCAUCAAGCCAGGUGCCUUCGAGGACCUCACUGAGCUCACUUACCUCUACCUGGAUGGCAACCGCAUCAGCGACCUGCCUAAGGGAAUCUUCUCACCCAUGAUCAACCUGUUCAUCCUGCAGCUCAACGACAACAAGCUGCGUGACAUCAAGCCAGGCACCUUCGCCGGAGCCAAAGACCUGCGCUGGCUGCACAUGAGUGGCAAUGAGAUGAACUCGCUGCAGCCGGGCUCUCUGGACGACGUGGAGAAUCUGGCCAUCCUGCACCUGGACAGGAACAGGCUGUCCACCUAUCCUGGCCUGGCUAUGAGCAAGCUGAGAGUGGUGGAGGAACUGAGCCUGGCCAAGAACCCCCUGAGGAGCAUCCCCGACAACGCCUUCCAGAGCUUCGGACGCUACAUGGAGAAGCUGCACUUGGAUGGCAUGGGGCUGGAAAAGUUCUCUGACGCUGCGUUCAACGGAGUGACGGCCAUCAAGUCUCUGCACCUGGACAACAACAAGCUCAAGUCCCUCCCCAACAGCCUGGAGUUCACCACUAUCACCAACCUCACGCUCUCCAACAACCCCUGGAGCUGCACCUGCACGCUUGCCCCUCUGCGCAAGUGGAUGGACUCUAGCCGCCAGCGCCCUGAUGCGCUCUGUGUCUCUCCGUCCUCACAGAGAGGAAAGCAGAUCAGAGACAGCUCUGCCUUCAGCAGCUGCAAAGUCAAGACAAAGAGAGCCAAGAAGGGCACGCGCCAUUAAAAGAGGAGACGCUGCCUGAGGGGAAAGGCCUGUCCAGGUGACGGGCUUGGUACGUGUGCAGAGAAAGAAAGAAAGCAACUCUAACUGCUACUUCAAGACUGUCCAUCUCACUAUCUGCCAAAUCUCGAUUUCACAUGUACACACAGGGAGUGAUACAUGACACAAACACAUGCACACAAAAAACACAUACAGAAAACCAAAAGGCUUACACGAAGCAGAGACUCAAGAAAACACUUGUACACAAGGGGAAGAAUUGUGUGGUUCAGUUCACACACAACAUACACACAACCUUUAUCAAUACAAACACACACCUUUCUUUCAUCCCACUCUCUUUUCAACGGCUGAGGAAUUUGUCAAGCAUCCUACAACCAACACUCAGACAAACAGCACUGUUGACUCUCCUCGUCUCGCUCUCCCUGACGCCAGCUUUACACCUUCACCUUUCAGGACCCUGCCGCCUACUGCCACAGCAAUGGCCUGCAUAAUUCCCCCAAAUUCCCCCCAAAAACAUAAAUGGAAUGCUCCAGGCCAGGUCUCCCUUUAUUUACUAUGGGUCACUCGGCUGGUCAUGUCUCGCUGUCUCGCUUUUCCUGUGAGAAAUUCUCUGUCAGACUGAGGAAACAUCCUGAAAGGACUGUGACCGUAAAACGGACGUCGACGUAGCGUGACCCCUCUCAAACUCUGACUAAAGGUAAACGACACAUCACAGCGCAGGCGGCUGAGGACUUUUUCUGAAAGGGUUUAUGAGACAACGGAGCGACGGCAGGUCAACGUUGAGAAGGAACAGUCAGAGACGACAUGAACAAAGAGAGGACUCCAGUUCUCCAACAGUAUCUUUUGUUUAAAGACUGAAUACAUACAAAGGACAAUCUCCCUAGAGAUACAAAGAUACUUAAUUCUUACAUGAAUUAAGUUUAAAAGGGUUUGCAAUGCAUUUAAAUCUGUUAUCACAGGGGAAAAUGGUGUACAGUUCAAAAUGGAUAUGAGAAAAGGUGGCAGAGGUGUCAUGUCUUUGACUAAAUAAGUAAUAUACUAAAUAUUUUGCCUUUUCCAUCCCCCCUGCUGUGGCAAUGCUUCAUUUGUUAGCGGACACAUCCAGACACACUGUGUUACAUUUCAUUUAAAGUAAUUGAUUGACAUUGAAAAAAUAUACUUUUUACUGCUAAGUCAAUGGAUUGUCUAUAAGCAUCAAACACUUACCGAACUCUGCGAGUAUCAUAACUCUUAAGAUUUGACUCUUCUUUUUUUUAAUGUAUAUUGAACAUCAUAAAUGUAUUUUUUUUCGAC
Salvelinus fontinalis (brook trout) is the source of this 2626-nucleotide messenger RNA. Its product is annotated as chondroadherin-like. Gene Ontology annotation, molecular function: protein binding. The transcript is spliced from 4 exons. NCBI's taxonomy places the organism in Eukaryota, Metazoa, Chordata, Actinopteri, Salmoniformes, Salmonidae. Bases 248 to 1339 code for a protein of 363 amino acids. The record is from RefSeq and is a predicted model, not a curated record. Gene Ontology annotation, cellular component: extracellular matrix.